ACUACCAUCCCUAUUUAAUAAUCAUAAAUAAUGGAAAACGAGCAUGGAUCUGAACUGGGAACCCAGGAAUACUGGGAAUCUAGCUACAAUCGCGAGAUUCGUAACUACAAGAACCACGGGGAUGUGGGCGAGAUCUGGUUCGACGAGGACUCGCAGCAGCGCGUGAUCGACUGGCUGCUAAAGCAGGAAGAGAUCGGCAAACAGGCGAGAGUACUUGACCUGGGUUGCGGAAAUGGGAUGUUUCUCGUGGGGCUGGCCAAUGAGGGAUACGGUCAGCUGACCGGCGUGGACUACUCCCCAAAGGCCGUCGAGUUGGCCCAUAAUAUAGCGCAGGAUAACAACCUGGAGAUUAGCUACAAGGUGGCAGACUUGACACAGCCACAGGACGAUCUGGGCACCUUUGAUGUAGUGCACGACAAGGGAACCUAUGAUGCAGUCAGCCUCUGUCCGGAUAGUCCCAAGGAGAAGCGUGCCCUAUAUCUCGCGACGGUGGAGAAGUUGUUACGCACUGCCGACAGCCUGUUUGUCAUCACAUCCUGCAACUGGACGGAGGAUGAACUGGAGCAAAGCUUUGAUAAGUUUAUUAAAUACCAUACUAUUCCCACACCGACCUUCAAGUUUGGUGGCAAGGUGGGCAACGUGGUUACCUCAGUUGUAUUUAAGAAACUUUAAAUAAAAAAUUAUUGCAAAUUUGUACAUGGUAA
This is a messenger RNA of Drosophila rhopaloa, 704 nucleotides long. Its product is annotated as EEF1A lysine methyltransferase 2. Gene Ontology annotation, molecular function: protein-lysine N-methyltransferase activity. NCBI's taxonomy places the organism in Eukaryota, Metazoa, Arthropoda, Insecta, Diptera, Drosophilidae. The coding region runs from base 31 to 672 and encodes 213 amino acids. Gene Ontology annotation, biological process: peptidyl-lysine monomethylation; peptidyl-lysine dimethylation. The record is from RefSeq and is a predicted model, not a curated record. The transcript has a single exon. Gene Ontology annotation, cellular component: cytoplasm.